This is a messenger RNA of Oryctolagus cuniculus (rabbit), 12284 nucleotides long. It is a transcript of the gene LNPEP, whose product is annotated as leucyl and cystinyl aminopeptidase. Lineage: Eukaryota; Metazoa; Chordata; Mammalia; Lagomorpha; Leporidae. The record is from RefSeq and is a predicted model, not a curated record. Gene Ontology annotation, cellular component: plasma membrane; cytoplasm. Gene Ontology annotation, biological process: proteolysis; regulation of blood pressure; peptide catabolic process. Gene Ontology annotation, molecular function: metalloaminopeptidase activity; peptide binding; zinc ion binding.
UCCUAAUUUGGCGCUGCAAACAAUAGUGGCUCCGGGCUACAGGCCACGGCGCGAGUGCUGGCGAGCGGGGCCGACGCAGGGAGCCGCUCGGGCCUAGCGCCGCGGGGCGCAGCCCCCCGGGAACCGCUGGCGUCGACGGAGGGCUCGGCUCUAACGGGCCUGCUGCCCACGUCCUGCGGGGGCCCCGCGGCCCGGUCCGACAGCCCGGCGCCGGGUUUUCCGCUGCGCCGACAUCCCCGGGGCCGCGCCCUAAGGGACCGCGCCGGGGGAUGCUCUGGGGCCCGGGGCCGCCCGGUCGCUGCGCGCGCUGGGAAGACCUAGGGUGCCCGCUCCGUCCCGCAGCCCGUGAACUCUGCGGUCCGGAGAGAGACCUUCGCCCGCAGGCUGCUGCUCUGCCCUCAGACAUCGACCCGUGAGGCACCUGCCCGGCGCGGUCUCCCCGCCAUCCCAUCAUCACCCCGGCUUUACGUGCGGCGGGGAGCCCGAUUUCACCGCCGCGGUUACUCUGGGUGUGUUUACUGCCUGCCUCUGGACUGUCCGCCCCUCAGGGGACCGACUGUGUUUUCCUGGCGCAGCACUGCGGUCCCCGCACCCAGGAUCGCGCCGGACUGAGCCACCGAGCGCAGCCCCGCGCGUAGCGGAGCCGGCGACGUUACCUCCGGCCGCUGCGGAAGGGGCGGAGCGUCGCGCUGCCCCGCCCCCCGUCUGGGCGCGGAGCCCGCCCCCGGCGGAGCCGUCCUGGCAGCCUCUCGGGCUCCUGCUGCAGCCGUUGCGAAAACCCGGAACGGCGGAUCCACGGCGCGGCGGAGCGGCGCCGCCCCUCGCGGCACCUCCCCGACAGCCCUCGGAGGCCGCGCUGGGCAUGCUCAGUCGGCAGGGCCCCUUCAGCCCUCGGAGUAGGAAGCUUGGGCGCUCGGGCUGUGAGGAGCCGCGGCGGGGGCAAAAUGGAGCCCUUCGCCAAUGAUCGGCUGCAGCUCCCCAGGAAUAUGAUUGAAAACAGCAUGUUUGAGGAAGAACCAGAUGUGGUGGAUUUAGCCAAAGAACCUUGUUUACAUCCUCUAGAGCCCGAUGAGGUGGAGUAUGAGCCGCGGGGGUCCCGCCUGCUGGUACGGGGUCUUGGUGAGCAUGAGAUGGACGAGGAGGAAGAGGACUAUGAGUCAUCCGCAAAGCUGCUGGGCAUGUCCUUCAUGAACAGGAGCUCAGGCCUCCGGAACAGCGCGGCUGGCUACAGGCAGAGCCCGGAUGGGGCUUGUUCAGUGCCCUCUGCAAGGACCAUGGUGGUCUGUGCUUUUGUCAUUGUGGUGGCUGUUUCUGUAAUCAUGGUGAUUUACCUGCUGCCCAGGUGUACCUUUACCAAAGAAGGCUGCCAUAAGAAAAACCAGUCCAUGGGACUAAUUCAGCCAAUUGCCACAAAUGGGAAGCUGUUUCCAUGGGCACAGAUGAGGCUUCCCACGACCGUUAUCCCGCUACGCUAUGAACUUAACCUACAUCCAAACCUAACCUCCAUGACAUUCAGGGGCUCGGUGACAAUUUCAAUUCAGGCUAUUCAGGCCACAUGGAACAUCAUUCUUCAUAGCACAGGCCAUAAUAUUUCAAGAGUGACCUUUAUGUCUGCGGUUUCAAGCCAAGAAAAGCAAGUUGAGAUCCUGGAGUAUCCAUUUCAUGAACAGAUUGCCAUUGUGGCCCCGGAAGCCCUCCUCGAGGGGCACAAUUACAGCUUGAGGAUAGAGUAUUCGGCAAACAUUUCCCGCUCCUACUACGGGUUUUACGGCAUCACCUACACAGACGAGAAUCGUGAGAAAAAGUACUUUGCAGCAACUCAGUUUGAACCUCUGGCAGCAAGAUCUGCUUUUCCCUGUUUUGAUGAACCAGCAUUUAAAGCCACAUUUAUCAUCAGGAUCGUAAGGGAUGCACAAUACACUGCUUUAUCAAAUAUGCCUAAGAAGUCAUCAGUGCUCGUGGAAGACGGACUUGUUCAGGACGAGUUUGCUGAGAGUGUGAAGAUGAGCACCUACCUGGUUGCCUUCAUUGUGGGCGAGAUGAAGAACCUGAGUCAGGACAUGAAUGGAACCCUGGUUUCUGUGUAUGCAGUACCAGAAAAGAUUGAUCAAGUUCACCAUGCCUUGGAAACAACUGUGAAACUGCUUGAGUUUUAUCAAAACUACUUUGAAAUUCAGUACCCACUUAAGAAAUUGGAUUUGGUGGCUAUUCCUGACUUUGAAGCAGGAGCAAUGGAAAAUUGGGGUUUGCUCACCUUCCGAGAAGAGACACUUCUGUAUGACAACAACACUUCUUCAGUGGCAGACAGAAAACUGGUCACUAAAAUCAUCGCUCAUGAGCUGGCCCAUCAGUGGUUUGGUAAUCUGGUGACAAUGCAGUGGUGGAAUGAUCUAUGGCUAAAUGAAGGUUUUGCCACCUUUAUGGAAUAUUUCUCUUUGGAAAAAAUAUUCAAAGAGCUCUCCAGUUGUGAAGAUUUCUUAGAUGCUCGAUUUAAAACCAUGAAGAAAGACUCCUUGAACGCAUCUCAUCCAAUAUCAUCAUCUGUUCAGUCUUCAGAACAAAUAGAAGAAAUGUUUGAUUCCCUCUCCUAUUUUAAGGGAGCCUCUCUCUUGUUGAUGCUGAAGACGUACCUUAGUGAGCACGUGUUUCAGCAUGUAAUUAUUCUUUACCUGCACAAUCACAGCUAUGCAUCCACCCAGAGUGACGAUCUGUGGGACAGUUUUAAUGAGGUCACAAAUGGAACAUUAGAUGUAAAGAAAAUUAUGAAAACUUGGACCCUGCAGAAAGGAUUUCCAUUAGUAACUGUUCAAAGAAAAGGAAAGCAACUUUUUGUAAAGCAAGAGAGAUUCUUUUUAAAUAUGAAGCCUGAAAUUCAGCCUUCAGAUGCAAGCUACCUUUGGCAUAUUCCACUAUCCUAUGUUACGGAUAGAAGAAAUUAUUCAGAGUAUCAGUUGGUAUCGUUACUGGACGAGAAAUCAGGUGUCAUCAAUCUUACAGAAGAAGUGCAGUGGGUCAAAGUCAAUGCGAACAUGACUGGCUAUUACAUUGUACACUACGCGGAUGAUGACUGGGAAGCACUCAUCAAACAGCUGAAAGCAGAUCCUUACGUUCUGAGUGACAAAGACCGAGCCAACCUCAUCAACAACAUUUUUGAACUUGCAGGCCUGGGCAAGGUGCCUCUUAGGAGGGCAUUCGAUUUGAUUGAUUAUCUUGGAAAUGAGACCCAUACUGCACCUAUCACGGAAGCUCUGUUCCAGACAGGCCUCAUCUAUAACCUCCUUGAAAAACUGGGGCACAUGGAUCUGGCCUCAAGACUGGUGAGCAGAGUAUUUAAAUUGCUUCAAAACCAAAUCCAACAGCAAACUUGGACAGACGAGGGCACCCCAUCCAUGCGGGAACUUCGGUCAGUCUUGCUAGAAUUUGCUUGUGCCCACAACCUGGAGAACUGCAGCGCCACAGCCAUGAAGCUGUUUGACAGUUGGGUGGCAUCAAAUGGAACUGAGAGCCUGCCUGCUGAUGUCAUGACCACUGUGUUCAAAGUGGGAGCGAAGACAGACAAAGGCUGGACGUUCCUGUUGAACAAGUACGUCUCCAUGGGCUCUGAAGCAGAGAAGAACAAAAUCCUGGAAGCUCUUGCCAGCUCAGAGGAUGUACGGAGACUUUACUGGUUGAUGAAGACUAGCCUUGAUGGAGAUAUCAUCCGAACACAAAAGCUGUCGUUUAUCAUCCGAACAGUGGGCCGGCAUUUUCCUGGACACUUGUUGGCGUGGGAUUUUGUCAAAGAGAACUGGAAUGAGCUUGUACAGAAGUUCCACCUGGGCUCCUAUACCAUACAAAGUAUUGUUGCAGGAUCAACUCACCUGUUUUCAACAAAGGCCCAUUUGUCUGAGGUGCAGGCAUUCUUUGAGAAUCAGUCGGAGGCAACCUUCCAGCUCCGUUGUGUCCGGGAGGCUUUGGAGAUCAUCCAGUUGAACAUCCAGUGGGUGAAGAAGAACCUCCAGACUCUGCGGUGGUGGCUGUAGCAUGCGCAGCCCCUCGUUUUGUCACCCGUUUGGAGAGCUUGUGAACUUGGGCUCUGCUGCUUUUGCAAAAGCCACGGUGAAGCCAGGCCCGCUGCCAAGUUGUUUGCACUGUUAGGAGUUGUAGUUAGCUCAGGGCCCGACUGUGUUUCUCAUCUGUCUUUUCUAAAGUGUCUUUGGGCAGUGUGUAGUUAUUUAUUACAAAUGUACGUUCACCUAUAUGCCAACUGUCUACAAAAAUGAUGAGUAAUUUUUCUACUUUGAAGAUACACAAAUGAGAGGGGAAACAUCAGUUUGGAAAUUCUGUUCUGUGUCUCAGUAUCCAGAAAGGUUCUGACGCAGUGAAACAAGAUCAAGUCUACCGUUAAGAGCCACCAUCUUUGCGGGCCACUGGCGCCUCAGCCAUCUGCCGCUUCUUGUUGGUAGAUGUUACUGGGCUGUGGCACCAAGUUAGCCUCCGAGAGUGGUAACCAAGACAAGGAAGCCUGCAGCUGUCCAGAACCCAUCUCAGGUGUGCAGAUCUACUUUGAUUUGGAGUUCUGAUUAACCUUUUGUUUUCUGAAGAAGUUUAAUAUCUAUAACUAUUGCUUUUUUUCUGCACAAUAGCCAGGUGCUACAGAAUUUUUAAACUUUUGUUGUACUGAAAAGCUAAAUAACAAGGCCAAAAGGUUAAAUUUUCCAAAUAGUGAACACUGUUUUUUCCAUCUUUUGUAGCAUUACAUAGGGAAUUGUUCCAAAACGAGUUGGCUUUCAUUGUUAAUUAUUUUAUUCAUGAAUGCCAAUAUUUCCCAAGUCCAUACCUCUGUCUCACUCCCUGCCAUAGACAUGCCUUAUGUUAUAGGUGAGUCUUUCUACAUUUGUGGCAAGCAUUUUGUGUACACUGGUCUUGUUCAUCAUAACUUUGAUCACGGUCACCAAGAAUGCAGUUUGUUGAAGUUGCCUUUUGUCAUCCCUGAUCAUUGAAUCAUGUGCAUGUGUGCACUUUUAUGUUUUGUGAUAAAGUAGCAUAUUGGAAGCAUAUUUUUAAACAGGGCCUUUGAGAAAUUGAAAAUUUUUAUUUGAUGUUCACCAUAGUACCUUAAAGGAACAAAGAGAAGAUGGGAUAGGAGUACCUUGAAUUCAUAUUUCUCGUGUGGUGGGCUUUGAAUUUUUUCCACUCUCAAAAAUAGUACUUUGCUUUAGUUAGAAAAAAAUCAGCUUUUCUUUUAUUGUGGCCAACUAACAUUAAAAGGAGUGGCCAAAGAAAGAAAGAAAAAAAAUGAGGGAAAAUAUCCAAAACUCUGGCAUUUUUACUCCUUCUGAAGGAGAAAUACUGUACUUGAAUUUUUGAGCUAUGCAGACUUAUACCUAGAUUGUUGUGUUUCUUUGAUUCUUAGGAGAAAAGCUUUCUUCCUAAUAAUUCUUGAGAAGUUUGUAUUUUGUUUGAAAACGGCUUCUAUGUACAUAGGAAGGAUAGUUGCCCGUUUGUGAGCACUUCAGCACUCCACAGAGUCAGACGUUGGGGGAGAGGUCACCUUUUUUUAUUCAGCAGGUAUAAAGUUAGAACUUGUGGGAUUAUGUAUAAAAUUAUAUUUUAUUUUAUUAAGAUAUUUUUAUAUAACAGAAUUUAAAAGGCUGGCAAGCUCUAAAAGAUAGCCUUCUUGUAACCCUGGUGUGUUUUCCCCUGAGUUGGUCUUUUCCAAGCACCCAUCUCUAUGUUGCACAGCAGAAACCGCAUCCUGGCCAUCACAGCUGUCUAAGGUGUCUUACUGAAACUGAGGUGUUUGUAGGGCUUUAUUCCUCUUGUGCUUGGGAAAACGAAUGAUAACUUUAGUCGAUAUUGAAAAUUAGUUUUUAUAUUUUCAAAAUGAGGGGAAAAAAAUCUACUUUUGAAGGUUUUUUUGGUUGCUGAUUUUUUACCACAUUAUAUUACUAAAUUCCACUUUGAUACAGAGUUUAAAUUUUGCUACUUCUCAAAAUCAGUUCUACCUGCCAUUCUUGACAUUGCUUCUGAAAUGUAUGUGAACUCUGCAUAUGGCAAAUCUUGUCUUGGUCUUACAUCAUUUUUGUCCUGUGAAUGUGUACGUGUGGCAUGGGGUGGGGGCAUUGCUCUAAGAUCAAAUCGUAGGUUCAAGAGAGGUAGCUCGUGACCCAUCGCCGUCUCCAUACUCACAGGCUGUUCAUUCCCAUGAUACCAGUUCCAUAACGUGUGUGGUUUUAUUUGUAGCCUUCUCCUCAGUUAUUUGUAAUUUGAACAGGCUUCAUAUCAGUUUUUCCCACAGAAUUCCAUCAUUUUUUAAUGUUAAGCUAACAUCAUUUUUAAUGUUAUGCUAACCCAUCGGCAUGGAAUGUCUUAGAACUAACCCUGAGUCAGGAGUUCAAGGUUGAAUAAGAGGCAGCACUUGCAGUGUAAUGAAUGUAAUGGUGAUUCUCCAAGUCCCUCCCCUGGCCAGCCCCACUCCCAGCCCCGCCCCAACGUUAUAUAGCCACCGAGUUUGGAGAACUCAGGCUGCAACACAAGAGUCUUGGUCUGCCAUUUCAGGGGAGCACAGAGAUUCAUGACUCUGUUGACCACUUGCUGAAGAGGUGUUCUGCCCAUUGCGCGGAGACAUUCGGCACAGCUAUAAUAUAAAAGCACAUCGUACUAGAUUACUACUAGGAAAGAUAGAAUGGGAAACCUAGAGUUGUAGAAGAAAAAUGAUGGUUACGAAACUAGGAAUUGGAGAAGUCCAGCUUGUUCUCCUAAUGUGAAGUGAUUAGAUCUGUUCCUCUCCAAGGAGUGUGAGCUUCCACUAUUUGCCUUCUUCCAUCUUGUUCUAUUUCAGUCUCAGUGAAAUUGUGUUUCAUUGUUUCCGUGUGCAUACAUUUUGUUAGUAUGUCAGCCUCCACUUACCUGCAGUUUUCUUUGCCUACCCAUUCUCACUGUGUGGGUCUGAAGGAACAGAGAACUGUCAGAAGAGUGGUGGGCACACUGCCGCUGGAGCUGUCAGUGUUACCGGGUGCCAGAGUCCUCUCUGAAUAUUGACAGCAAAUGAAAGUUAAGAGCUGAGUGUUUUGGAGAGCCUGUUACUGGGUUGGGUUUUGAGAGUCCAACCUGAAGCAUGAGAUUGCUGGACACUCAGCUAAACCCUGUCUGUGCCGUGGGCUGCAGGGAAGGUCUGUGUGUCUCGGGUGUCACCACCACGGAGACAAAGGAGUUGCAAAACCAGAUGUGGUCUGUCCAAGCUUUGAGGUCAUCACGGCAAUGUAGCUCUUCCCAACUUUGCCUCUGUGGCUUGUUUUUAUUGGAAUUAACUCUUUGUUAAAGAGUUUCCUCUCUAGCCCCAACCCCACCCCCAACUGCAUCCCCUCCCCCAGUUUCUAUUUUAUAAAACAAAGGCAUGUAUUUCUGCUAGACUUUGCAUUCAUUUACUCUGUGUCUGCCAAGUGGAAGGUGGAGGUCCAAAUGGAUGGUAUGAUCCCUCUGCUUCUCCCUUUCCUUAUUGCUCCCAUGGGCAAUAGCUAGUAGAAUCGUUGGUUGAUGUCUCUGGGUGGUUUUGGGGAAAUUUGUAACUUUAAAAUAUACAUAUGUGCUUUUUAUGUUUUUAUAUUUUAUAUGUAAAUGUCCUGAUGAAAAUGAUAUGGUAUCCUAUGAAAACCUCUCCUUUCCAUCCCAUAUUGCCCGUGUAGUCGACAGCUACAGAGUAGUUCCUUGGGGGCCUGUUCUGGAAGGGGGAGAUGGUGUCGGGGGAUAGCAGGGUAUGUUCUUCUGAAAAUGUGUCCAGAGGUUUUGCUGCUGUAUUAUAAGUGCUGUUUCUUUUUGUACUCUGUCAUCCAGGAGGUCCAGACGUGUGGCAGGUGUCCCAACAACCUUUCUCCUCCCUCCUGCACGAGCAGGAAUGGCAGUGUAGCCAUAGUGGCUGUUGUUCUUAAUCUAGACUUGGGGCCAUCCCUCCAAGGAUAUGUAAAUGACAUGCUGCUUUCUUAUGUUUCCUUGUAUACUUGUUUCUUGCACGGAUGCUUAUAUGUGUGUGUGUGUGUGUGUGUGUGUGUGUGUGUGUAUCCUUUCCCUUCUUGCCUCUUUCACAGCAGCUGCUAGCGUAGUUUGCUUCUGGGUGUGGGAGAGAGCGGGGCAUGGACUUACCGAGUAUAAAUACACUUGCUCCCACAGUAUGUUACUGACUCAUUGGUACUGUGUUGUCAUCUGGGCCUGGAAGUACCUGAUGGAAGAAAUGUGGAGGUUGGGCUCCCUACCAGCCUCCUCUUGUACCCAUCCUGGGUUGCCUGUUGCACAGUAGCAAAUAGGGUAGUUGUCACAGUAGGGUACUUAUGAGGAGGGAGGAGUUGGGAUGAGGGGAGGCAGGGACAGGUACUUAGUGUAUAUAUGUAUAUAUUUUGACGACCAUCAUGUAUUGGGUGCCCAGCUUGGAAGGGACCUGAUGAACCGUGGAGUUCCGGAUGUAUAACAAUCUCCUCCUUCCCCUCUCUCUCAUUGCCCACGUGGGCGAUAUCUUUGGAGUAGUUCAGAUGUUUUUGUUGUUGUUGUUGAAGAUGCUUUUGCUAAGGGUGGGUGGGCAGUGGUUUCAUGGUGAGGGUGUGUACUUUUAAAAUGUGUAUAACUGUUUUUGCUGCCUUUUUUUGGUCAUUUUAUCUCCUACAUGCAUUGCAUGGAUGUGUGAAGAGCAUCAGGCCCCUCCUGUCCCAGGUGUUGGCGGUGUGGUUGAGGCCUGGUGUUGCGGUUGCUGAUUGGUUUCUGGGGUUGGGGUGUGUGUGUGUGUGUGUGUGUGUGUAUGUUGCUGCUGCUGCUGCUGCUUCAGUACUUCGUUGGGUCCCUGGUAAGCACAAAGUUCUGGAUGAACAACUAUCUCCUCUCUUUUCUCUUUUUUAUCCAUAUGGGCAAUAACUGUAAAGUAGUUUAGAUUUUUUUGAAGUUUUUUUGGGGGUGGGAGGGGCCUAGGGACGAUGUAUAUAUAUACUUUUUUAAACAAGUGUACAGUUGCUGUUACUAUUGUAUUACUUCAUUUUGUACCCAGUCCUUCUCAUGAAGGUUCAGGUACUUAAUGAAACGUGAGGUCCGGAUGUAUGAAAAUCUCCUCUUUCCCCUUUCCUUAUUGCCUCUGGGGGCAAUCACUGUAGAGUAGUUAGGAUUAGUUUUUUCACUCUACCCUGCACCCACAGGGUGGUGGGGGUAUGUACUUUAAGAAGCGUAUGUAAGUGUUUUUGCUCUUUGGUGUGUGUGUGUGCUUCAUUUUGUACCUAGAGUUUUCUGUGGAUACUUAGGUACAUAAUGAAAAUUGAGGUUCAUUCUAUGAAAAAAAUCUCCCUUGCCCCCUUCCCUUGUUGCCCAUCUGGGCAAUAGCUAGUAAAGUAGUUGUUUCAGUUUGGGGUGGGGAGUGGGGGAUGGCUUGACUUGUAAUUUUUUUUUAAUGUAUGUAAAAGUUUGCUAGUUUUCUUUUAAUUCUCAACCUAGUUUUUUGUUUGGACUUGGAGGUGUCAAAUGUAAUGGGAGGUCCAGACCCAGAAGUGUAGUGAACUUUGUUUCUUUUCCUGUAGACUGUGUGCAUAGGCAGCAGUGUGCAAGCCCCACACUGUGCUCAGGUUUGUUUUUUUUGUUUGGGGGUUUUUAAUGAGUGAUGGGCUUCUUAGAGUAAAAGGCCAAAUAUGAGUUUUUGAUGUGUAUAUAUUUUUGCCCAUUGUUGGUGUUAGCUCCAUUGUGAAUUUGUUCUUUGAUUAUUUAGGUACUUAAUGAAGUUGAGAUUGACUCUAUGAAAAAUCUCCUAUACUCCCCACCCCUUGUUGCCCAGUGGGCAAUAGUAGAGUAGAUGUUUGGUUUUGGGGGGUGGGGCCUGGGUGUGUAUAUGUAUUUCUAAUGUAUAUACGUAUUUGCUAUAUUCUCUGUGCAGACUCCUAAUGAACAUGGAGGUCCAGACGUAUGAUAACUCUCCUCUGCUCCCCUUCCCUUGUUGCCUCAGGGGCAACCAUUUUAUAACGUGGGCUUGUUUGUGGGAGGGAGGGUGGGGGGGUAUUUGGGUGGGGAAUGGGUAGGGGCAAAGGAUAGCAUAUAUACUUUUUUCUGAGUGUACAUAGCUGUUUUCAUGUUGCCGGUUUUGUACCUGGUUCUUGGCACAGGUGCAGAGGUCCCUAAUGGAAACCAAGGAUCAGCAUAUGACAAAUCCCACUCUCCCUGUGCCCUUGUUGCCUGUGUAGACAAUGGCAAGUAGGAUAGUUGUGUGGUCUUUACUUCUUUGUUUUGGGGAGAUUUAUAUUUUUGGAUUUUUGGUAGGGCUGUAUCUCCUGCUUCCUUGUGUGUGUCACCUUUUGCGUAGCUGUGUAGGACCUGAUGAAGAGCGAGUGACAUACGGUGACAAACCACCUCUUCCUCUCCCACCUCGUCUGCAGUAGCUGAUGUAGUUGCUGUCUUGUGGUUAUUUCUCUUUUUCUCUAGGGUAUAUGCUGUAAGUAGUAAAUUCAUCCCUACACAUACAGUUUGCUUCUUUUCUCUUCUCUCAUUGUUUCCCUUGAAUACGCAGUCCCUUGCAGGCUGUGAGUGCACGUAACAAAAAUACAGGCCCCUGAAUCCCUGCCAUCGGGCGUGCCAGGGCGCAGUGUGGUGGUGCAAGGAACGGCACUAGGUGUGCAGCAGGUGAUGGGAGUGGACCUGGGGACCUGGAGCUGUGGAGGCCAGUCCAGUCCCACAUCUCUGUGUGGGUGCAACCGCAUGAGAGGGUGGAAAGGGACCCACUCCUACUUUGCAAAUUCGAGAAAGGCAAGAGGAUCGGAGUGAGUGAGAGUGUGUUUAAACUUCCCUGCUGACGACUUUCGGUAACUGGAAGAACUCGGAGACUUGUAAGAGGAGCUUCGUUUUGAGGCCUGGGAUGCUGGCUCAUCUGCAGAAGUCUUCCUCAGUAGCACGUUCUUGGGUAGCCCAGUAGAAAUGAUUUUCCUCCUGGGAAUGAACCUUCUGAGUCAUUGCCAUGGUUCCUAUGAAGGACGGUGUGCACCCAAAACCUAAUCCAAAAAGAACUUCAGGGACAAACCCCUGCAGCCUUUCAGCUUCCACACGUGGCAGACCAACGUGGCCCUUCCUACCCAGAGCUCUCUUGUGUGGCUGCCUCUCUUCCCUCAGUUCUCCACUAGCUGGACCAUCCUGGUCCUUUUUCCUUUGUGUCUUUAGUACCUGCACUGUUGGAUGUUACCUUCAGUUGCACUGGACAGUGGAAGGCAGUGCUGCCCCGUUAGCCUGAGCUUGUGUGCAUUUCCUGCAUCCAGAGCCAUGUGUCUGCUUUCAGCAUUCUUCUGUGCUGUUUCACGUUGUCUGGCCGUCCACCACAUGGUAAAAUGUUAGACUCCACAUUUGUCUGCACCAAAGAAAAGCAUGUGUGCACUACCCUCCCUGCGUCCUGCAAGCGUCUUGGUGUUGUGUGUGUGUUUUCACGUUUCUGAGCCUGCUGCUCCAUGCUGAAGAUUUGCCAUAUUACCGAUUUAGAGAUGCUGAGUGACAGGGCUUCCGGAAGGUUUGUAAAGAGAUGUCACUUACCCAUAUGAAACUCUCAGGAUCUAGUGUUGGAUUAGCCUGCACUUGUCUGUCACUUAUACCUGCUGCUGUAGGAAAAAAUACAGGUUUAUUAAUGACACAUUUAACUUUGAUCAAAAAUAAGAGGAAGGGGCACCUUUUUGGAGUUAGUCAUGGUCAUCAUUAGAGAGAUUUCUGAACGGUUCUUAAUUUGACAUACUUCAAAGGCAGUGAAGGCCUUGGUCUAGCGGAAUGCAAUGCUCCGGAAGCCGGCCUGCAUAAGCCAUCAGUACCAUAACACGCUCGUACACCUAUGUGUAUAUAAAAUGAGAAUGACAGCGUAAUUGGAGCGUUUUCGUUGAUCAACAAGCUCACAUGGAGACCGACCUCCAUCUCGCAGCUGUCUUGGUGAAAGCCGAGUGUUCUGUGUGGCUGUGAAGAGCAGUCUCUCUCAGCUGUCUUGGAAAGCAGGUACUUGGAAAUUGAUGAAGGUAUUACAUUUCUGUAUUUAAACCCUUUCAAUUCAUGAGUCUGAGCUUGCGGCUGGAAUCCUGAAUUUGUACCAUGAUCUGUCUUUCGUGGGCGAUUUUGCAAAUAGUAUGUAUAUAUAAUAUUGUAUGUGCAAGUCGUGUUGUUUCUCCUGUAAAGGGAAAGGCUUAUUUUUCUUUGUACUUCUGAUAACUCGUUUUGCAUAUGACCAGCACUGACUGAAAGGCAUGUGUAACUGCAGACACUGCUGCUUUUUGGGGGCGGGAGGUGGGGGAAGAAAUGAAAAUAAAAGUAUUUAAAUACUA